AUGGUCACUACGCACUCAUCAGCCAAUGUGAGCACUCUACAGGCUUGGAGUGCGGGAGAGCCAGGGGGCACUCGACGCCCUCAAGGCAGGAAGCACUCGUCGCCCCCAAGCCAGGAGGUACUCGACGCCCCCAAGCCAGGAGGCACUCGAUGCCCCCAAGCCAGGAGGCACUCGACGCCUCCCAAGCCAGGAGGCACUCGACGCCCUCAAGCCAGGAGGCACUCGACGCCUCCCAAGCCAGGAGGCACUCGACGCCCCCAAGACACGAGGCACUCGAUGCCCCCAGGCCAGGAGGCACUCGACGCCUCCCAAGCCAGGAGGCACUCGACGCCUCCCAAGCCAGGAGGCACUCGACGCCUCCCAAGCCAGGAGGCACUCGACGCCUCCCAAGCCAGGAGGCACUCGACGCCUCCCAAGCCAGGAGGCACUCGACGCCCCCAAGCCAGGAGGCACUCGAUGCCCCCAAGCCAGGAGGCACUCGAUGCCCCCAAGCCAGGAGGCACUCGACGCCUCCCAAGCCAGGAGGCACUCGACGCCUCCCAAGCCAGGAGGCACUCGAUGCCCCCAGGCCAGGAGGCACUCGACGCCUCCCAAGCCAGGAGGCACUCGACGCCUCCCAAGCCAGGAGGCACUCGACGCCUCCCAAGCCAGGAGGCAGAGGCACUCGACGCCCUCAAGCCAGGAGGCACUCGACGCCUCCCAUGCCAGGAGGCACUCGACGCCUCCCAUGCCAGGAGGCACUCGACGCCUCCCAAGCCAGGAGGCACUCGUGUCACAUAG
Molecule: messenger RNA, 780 nt
Organism: Procambarus clarkii (red swamp crayfish)
Lineage: Eukaryota; Metazoa; Arthropoda; Malacostraca; Decapoda; Cambaridae
Source: RefSeq, a predicted model, not a curated record